AUGGAAAAGGGACAGCUACUCCAGAAUAUCUUGCCCUCUGCAAACAGCACUGAGCCUUCAGACAACAUCCUCGAACGCCUUGGAAAGCUCAAAGUGCCCAGCAAGGUGAAGCCGCGAGGUCGACCCAAAGGAGCGGAGAAGACCGUCAUUGGGCUUCCACGACGGCGACAGGGGCCCCAGAAAUCGGCAGCAAAACUGCAACCAUUUCGUCACCUGCCUCCCAAGGAAAAGGAACUCCGGAUCCUACGUUGCAUAGUUUCUCAGGGCCUGCAAAGGGAGGUUCAGCAGAGAAAAAUGCUUCUUGAUGUAGUACGGAGGUAUCUGAUAUCACCUAUAUGGCUGCUACUCCAGCUACAUUCUGUGGAAACCAUCCCAUCGAGGAUUCCCGAGACAAUCCUCGACGAGGACGUUGAUCUUAGAUGCGUGCAGCAGUACUUUACUGAAGACGGCUGGGCAGCUGUUCUGGCAAGGGUAAAGGUGAAGAAGCAAACCAUGAAGUGGAAAUGCAACUAAUGUCGGGAAUUGUUAAAAGAGGACCCAUCUGUGAUUUGCGACUUAUGUUUGUGUUGGUUUCACCAAGUCUGUGUUUCCUUGACCAGCCGAAAUAGGAACAGUUCCUGGUUUUGUGCGAAGUGCAUAGCAGCGGGCCCAAAUGUGAGAGUUGCUCUGUGAGCGCAACAUAAUAAACUUUUCUUGUUCUUAUAACGAGUUUGUCAUAAAAAUGCACACGACAAGCUGCAUGGCUGUGCGCACUAC
This is a messenger RNA of Rhipicephalus sanguineus (brown dog tick), 756 nucleotides long. RefSeq lists its product as uncharacterized. The transcript has 3 exons. Lineage: Eukaryota; Metazoa; Arthropoda; Arachnida; Ixodida; Ixodidae. The coding region runs from base 1 to 513 and encodes 170 amino acids. The record is from RefSeq and is a predicted model, not a curated record.